AUGAAGACGAAAGCCAAGAUAAGGAUUGCUCAACCUCGCACACACUUCAAAAACACUCAAGUACCAUUCAUCUCUCGAAUGAUCGAAUUCCCAUUGAGCAGGAACUUGAAGGCACACGUGAGGAUGUACACCGUCCUUACCGAACUCGCCGAAUUCGCUCAGAUGAGACGAUCUUUCCUACUCGAUUAUAACUGCGACGUUCCGCGUCGGGCUUCUGGCCUCAAUGGUGUUCGACUGGCAUCUCGCAACUUCACUGCCCCGGCCGCGUCAUUCCUAUUCAGGGUCAAUUGUACUGCGCAGUACAAUAUCCAUUCGCCACUUCAUGGACGUCGCUGA
Sclerotinia borealis F-4128 is the source of this 336-nucleotide messenger RNA. The record is from the annotation of a GenBank genome assembly. NCBI's taxonomy places the organism in Eukaryota, Fungi, Ascomycota, Leotiomycetes, Helotiales, Sclerotiniaceae.